GAGCUUGUUCACGAACAAAUGAUUUUUUUUAUUUUUUGUUUUUUUAAAUUAAAUAGCACAGCUGAAUUUAUUCAUGAUCGAACAUAUUUUUUUUAGAUUUAUUUAAACGACUCAAUUAUUAAACGUGAUCUCGAACACGAGAUGAUCAAACUCGGCUCGAUUCGACUAGAAUAACAUCCCUCAAGUCAAAGUAAAUCGCUAAUUUUGUACUUUUGAAUUAUUGAAGCAAAAAAGGCACUGUAUUUCUUCCCAAAAACCUCCCUAAAAUCUCAAUUGAAUUUGAACUCCAUCUACCCUAAAGCAGACUAUCGCACAGACUGAAAUGAAAAUGCAAGAAGAGGACAAGACAAGAGGUGAAAGUGAACAACUCGACGGCGUCGACGACGACGACGACGGGCCGCCGCCUGGGUUUCAAUGCAUCAUCAGCAGACAGCCGCCGCCACAAUCCCAACCAGCUGAAGAAAUUAACAAAGAAGAAGAUGAAGGUGAAGAUGAGGGCCCACCUCCUGGAUUUGAACCAGUUGCUCCGAAUUCCUCGUCCCCGCCACCUUCUUCUUCUGAUACGGAAGGAAAGAACAAAGAAGAUGAGACUGAUGAUGGUGAAGACGAUGAAGGGCCACCACCUGGUUGGGAGUUUGGUGCUCUCGUAAAUGCAUUGGCAAAACCAACUUCAGACACAACAACUGAUAUAAAAACGGAGAGCAAUGAAGAGUUGGAUGAAGGGCCUCCACCUGGUUGGGAAAUCAUGAUGCCACGUCAGCUGCCACGUCAGAUGCCACCACCAUGCACGCCUCCCUUACAAUCAUCAUCAUCAUUGUCUCCUAACAUCACAGGUAUUGAAAUCGCGGGCAAACAAGAAACUAUGAGAAAUUACGAUGAAGUCCCUCCAUCAGUCUCUCAGUCAAAGCCCACAUCAGGGCAUUAUCUGCUGCCUACACCACCAUCGUCAGAAGUGCCUAUCGGGAACAAAAUAUACAACAAAAAAGUCCGGAUCAAAAGGCCAACUUCUGGAAAUCACCUUUCAUCUCCAUUACAGCAACCGAGACCCAACUCCCGCCCAUUAUCACAACCUGUACAGCCAUCAUCAUCCGGGAAGGCCCAGCUCGUUUGUGGUACAUGCCGAACAUUGUGUUUGUACCCCAGAGGGGCAAAUUGGGUAAAGUGUCCCGGUUGCCAGGAAGUCAACUUUGUCCUUGAAGCUCAUGAAGUUGGCCAAGUGAAGUGCGGAAGUUGUGAGGUUCUGCUUAUGUAUCUGCACGGAGCUCCAGCCGUGCAAUGCACUUCGUGCCAUUUUGUGACUGAAAUCGAGGCCCACAAUGCUCGACCUCCGCUUUCGGUUCAGCAGGCCCAGAAAUUGGGCCGUCAUGCAAACCGGGCCCGAUAGGAUGCUCUCAUGUUCAAGCCUUAAAUUUCAUGAUGUAUAGCUGCCUGUGUAACUGGCCAUUACAGCUUUCACUGGAUUUAGUGUAUGGGCCUUGAAAGGCCCAUUAAGAUUGAAGUGGUAGCUGAAAAAUGGGCUUUCUUUGAGAUUCAGGAACAUGGAUUCACAUUUUGCUUUAUAAAACAUGGGUUUCUACUUUCUAGGAGAUUCAAACAGUUAUGGGAUAUUAUUUUCUAUUUCUUUUUGGUUUUACAACAGUACAGUGG
This is a messenger RNA of Striga asiatica, 1647 nucleotides long. Lineage: Eukaryota; Viridiplantae; Streptophyta; Magnoliopsida; Lamiales; Orobanchaceae. The record is from the annotation of a GenBank genome assembly.